Molecule: messenger RNA, 2002 nt
Organism: Megalopta genalis
Lineage: Eukaryota; Metazoa; Arthropoda; Insecta; Hymenoptera; Halictidae
Gene: yellow-b
Product: L-dopachrome tautomerase yellow-b
Cellular component (GO): extracellular region
Source: RefSeq, a predicted model, not a curated record
GUCGAGCGGAUCAGUGCCCGCUGAGCCUUGAACGGUAUCAAACGGUACCGCAGGAGAGGAGAGAACGAACGUCCUUCGUAACCGUUGACAAAUUUCUCAGUCCGUCGCACGUUACCGCCGCGGCCUGGCCGCUACUCCACACGCUCGGCACACACGAGAUCCGUCCGAAAAACUAUUCCGGCGAGCCACGGAUUUCGUUCUAAAAACGACGGCCCAGUGAUCGAUAAAUCAACGAGGCGGAGGAUCGCCGAUGGACGGGACGCGGAUCGGCACACCGGACGAUUAGAGAAGAAUGUGCGAGGAAAGUAGUGCGUCCACGUUCCAGUGAAUUUUACGCGCAGUUAUAGAAUCGACAAGUUGCUUGCGUCGGUGGUAAAAGAAGGUUCGCCAAAGCGACGGAACAUGGGAACGCGCAGCGUAUGGUUGCUCGUCGCUUCGAACGUGCUGUUCCAAUGUUGUUUCUGGAGCAUCGGCAGCGCGGCUGGAAGUCUACGGGUGGCUUAUCAGUGGAAACAACUGGAUUACGAGUGGCCGAAUAACGAGACCAGACAGCUGUUCCCGUGGUACAAACAGGAAGACAAUCUUCCGCUUGGUCUCGAGGUCACGAAAGACAGGAUCUUCGUUACGGUACCAAGAUGGAGACGCGGCGUUGCCUCGAGUUUGAAUUAUUUCUACGCUAACGACACGCGAGAAUCGCCAGGAUUAAUUCCAUAUCCGUCGUGGGAGGCGCACCAGUACAAAGCCGGGAACGUGCCGGAGAUCAUCUCGACGUUCCGGAUCCGGGCAGAUCGAUGCGACAGGUUAUGGAUCCUCGACACAGGGUUCACCGACAUUCUGGACAGUCCGGAGCAACAGGCCCCGCCGGCGUUGAUAGUCUACGAUCUAACAAACGAUCAGAUGCUGCGGAAAUUCGUCGUGCCCGAUGAUCAAAGAACGCCGGACUCGUUGUUCGCUAAUAUCGCGGUGGAAGAUUACGACUGCGAGGAUAGCUACGCUUACUUGGCCGAUUUAGGCGGGCCAGGUCUCGUCGUGUAUUCCUGGAACAUGAAUAAGUCGUGGCUCGUUAAGCAUCGAUCCUUCCAUCCGGAUCCACAGGCUGAGGAAUUUAACGUGUCGGGAAUCUCGUUUCAAUGGAGCGACGGCUUGUUCGGAAUGGCCCUAGCGCCCAGAGGCGACGGAUACAGUACCAUGUAUUUCCACCCGCUGUCCAGCAGCAUGGAGUUCUCCGUUAGCACGAAAUUGUUGAGAGAUCCUCAACGUGCGAGCGCUUCCGAAAGCUUCAACGAAUUCCAUAGCCUCGGAUCUCGGGGAAACAAUGGUCAGAGCAGCGUGAGCUUCCUGGAUCAGGACACUGGUGUUCUCUUUUACGCUUUAACGAAUAUGAACGCCAUUGCUUGUUGGAAACCACAAAAUGCGUUCACCACUCAGCAACAGGACUUCAUUUACAUGGACAACGUUACAAUGGUAUUCCCCAACGAUCUAAAGAUCGACAGAGAUGGCCAGAUCUGGGUGCUCUCGGAUCGUCUGCCGACUUUCAUGUACGCCCAUCUGAACCCUGACGACUACAAUUUCCGAAUUCUCAGCGGUUCCUCUCGGGAAGCUAUAAAGAACACCGUCUGCUCGAUGGAGAGACCCCUUCCAGCUACAAAUAAGCCACGCGAAUAUUCUCCUGGAGGAGUGACUCAUUCUGUACAAUCUGGAAGCUCCAGCUAUAAGAAACACCUCGAGCCCCUCUGCGUUCUACUAACUAUUGUACUAUUCAUCUCCAGGACGUACAUCUGAAAAUGUUGUAUUAUUCUUUUCUAUUUUAAUAAAGUGGUUGACUGUAUAAAACGUGUGCGCGGUACCGAACUAAGAGAGAAACGUGAAUCUCGGACGACGUUAAUAAUAUUUAUGUGCGACUAAAUAUCGGCUGUAGAAAAUAAAUGUUAAAAGAAUAGUUUGAUAAUAGAUUAUCUAUUAAAGUUUAGUUUAAUAUUAAACGAUGAUAUGUUGUGUGAAA